AUGGAAAAAAUCCCUAAUAUCUUUAAUGAAUGUACUAAUUACCUACACAGUGUCUUAACGCUAUACAAAUUAAAUGAUUUAACUCUACAAAAAUUUGAAAAAACUUAUCAUGAAUUAAUUACCGAUUUUAUUGAAAACCUUGACGCCAAGCUUAUUUAUGUGCAAAGGGGAACUCAUCAACUAAGCAUAUCGAAUAGUAAUCAUCAAACUGAAAAAGAUAUCACUUGUGUGAUUAUUAAAAACCAAAAUAUGUUUUCCGAGAAUAUCCCCAUAGCAUUUCAAUUAAAUAUAAUUAAUAUACCCGAAUCUCAGCCAUUUGAAACUUUAAAAUCUAUAAUCAAUCUUGGCAUUGGUUCUUUAGUUGAGAGCAUCUAUACCACCAACAUAUCCACAACCCUACUAGCAACAUCAAACCAAAAUAUUAAAAAAGAAAACGAUAAACGGAUAAUUGUCAAAAAAAAACUCAAGGAUUUGUCACUAACUCUUUCCAAUAUUUCAAAUGAUAUGAACAUUCCCUCUUUUGACACAACAUCGCAUGAAAAAAUUAAACGAUUAUUAGAAGAAGCCCCACAGUGCAGUAAACAUAAUUUUUCUGAAUAUUUACCAUUAGACUCUUUGUUAAAUGAUUCAACCUUUUUAAACGAAUUGCAAAAAAUAGCAAAUUCCUGGAUUUUAUCUAUCAAUAAAGUCAUAGCAAUUAUAGAGACACAUUUGAGACCAGAUUUUAUAGAAGAUUCCGUCACAUCAGAGGUUAGUUUUUGGAAAUCGGCCCAGUCAUCAUUAAUGAAACUGCACACAAGUUUGGAAACAUCGAAUCAUGUCUUGAUUACAUUUGACAUCUUAUCCAAAGCCAAAAGGACAGUUGUGAUUAACGCCAAUGAUUUAAAUACCAGCUUGGAAGUUACUCAUUAUUUGGAACUAGUGGAAAAUUUAAACACUUUUUUUUCCGCCACAUUCCCCUUAUUAGAUUUUUCCACUUGUGAAAAAUUUGAGGAUUUAAAUAAUUGCUGCAACAAAUUAGAAAAAGCCUUUAAAAAAUUUAGAAAUCUUUCCGUCGAAUAUCCAAUUCCUAAGAUGAUCCAGUUCGUGAAUAUGUGUUCGAUUGAGUUUAUCACCAUUUUGUCAUCCAGUUGCCUGCCGAGUGUAAAGACCAUGUUGGAACAAGAUGACAGCAUGUUUAGCGAAGUUAUGGAUAAAAAAUGCAAAGAAACUUUGUCUGGAUGGAAUGAUGUAAUUCAAUUCACCAAGUCUGUGUUAAGGGAAUUAAUUAGGAAAAGACAGCUUACGAUUAAAUUUUCAAGUUUGACCGAAAUGAACCAAUCAUCUAUGGAUUUUAAAGAUCGUUUAACAUAUAUCGUUGAUUUAAGAACAUCGUUGCAAGAAAAUAUCUUAUUACUACAAGAUUUUAAAUCCAAUGAAUUUCUGGAAAGUUUAAUGGCUAUCUAUGACAACAACAUUUCUGAAAAUAUACCGGAUGAUGCACAUAUAAUGGAUCUUCCUACAAAGACUCUUCAAAAAACGCUAAUGAUUUAUAAAAGCGAAUUAAAUAUCGUGUUAGAUAAAGUCAGGUUAUUUAUUCAAGAUGAAAUUUUGCGAAGCGUUGCUUCAAAAUCCCCAGACGAUCAAGUGUUUGCCAUUUUGCAAAAAUAUAAAAGUUUUAACUUACAAGAAAUAUUAACGGAUAAUAUUAGAAAUACCUUAUUGCUCAAGUUAGAAAGUAAAAUAAAAGUUUUGUGUAAAUUGGAUAAAAUAGAUUACAAUGAAUUAAAUAUAACCAUGGAUAUACCAGUGAUUUAUAGUAAAUUGAUUUGGAAUAGACAAACUAAAAAAAGACUACAUAUUCUAUUUGACAAUUGUGAAUUAAUCUUGGGAAAUGGUUGGCAGAGUACAUUGCAGGGAUCCCAUUUAUAUCAGCCAUAUUUAAUGGUUAAAGAUCAGUUGGAUGAAAACAAAAUAUACCAAACAUGGCUGAAUAAUAUUGAGGUUGCAGUUACUAAUCAGGUUUUUUCUGUAAGAAGCGCAAUAUUUAAAGUAGUCAAGGGCCCCUUUAAUACUUAUGAAUUGCUAGUUAAUUUUAACUAUAACCUUUUACACAUAUUUAAGGAAGUUCGCAAUCUUUUACGUCUAGGCUUUGAUAUACCAUCUAACGUUCUCAAGGCAGCAAAUAUUCUUAGAUCUAUUCAUCCUUUUGCACUGAAAUUACAAAACACCAUCCAGGUUUUCGUAUUGAUUUGUAAGAAACAACUGAUCGAAAAGGAUUUGACCACUAUAUUGCUCGUACCUGAUAUUAAGGAUAUAUUUGAUAUUCUUAAAAAAUCCAUAAAUUGCACUUGGGACACAUUACCAUUAUUCAAUGAAGAGAUUAUUUCGGAUGACAAUAAUUUAAUAGGCAUAGUAUCCACAAAAACAGAGGACUUAUUACAGAAAUGUCGUACAUUGAAUAAAUUCAAGCUAAAAUUAACACAUUUUUUAGGCCUAUUGCUUGCCGUUGACCUAACAAACAACUCCAACCUGACUAGUAUUAUGUUUAAUAUUAAGUCUUUAGUGAAAAAAUUAGUUAUUCAAGAUUUUAGCAAUAUCAAUUUAUUUUUGGAAAAUUUAAAUCGUGCCAUCUUUGAUAAUUUGCAAAAAAAUUUAAAAGCAUUUUUGGAAGAUGAAAAGCUUACAUCAAGUAUUCACCAUAUUUACGUCAAAGAACAGAAACUGCUUGUAACACCCCCUGUAGAGCAUAUUUUGGAAGGAUGGCUAACAAAAUUAAAUUUGAUCUUAUUUAAUGUUUCUAAUUUAACCAAAGUUACAAAAGAUCAAAGUGCAGUACAUUAUUUCGAUAAUGUUUUAUUUUUACUUGAGCCAUCUAUUGUUAUCUAUUUUGAUAGGGUUUUCUCUCUAUUCGACGAGGCCAAGAAUUAUUGGAAUACAUGGCACGAGUUGUCUUUCUUAUGGAACAAUAGAGAAAAUGAAAUACUAAAUGAAAUCACUUUAAAAAAUUGUUACGAAUUAUUAGCUGGAUUGUUACAACAUAGAAAAGUUUUUGAUACAAUUGAAACCAAUUUUAAGUGUGGUGACAUCAUCGUAUUCGAAUAUGAACAAGCACAGGUUAGAGUAAAUGAUAAGUUUGACCAGUGGCAAACUUUUGUAUCCGAGAAAUUGCAACAUCUUUAUAACUUAUACGCUCGAGAAGAAAGGGCUUUUUUAUUAAAAUCAAUAGCUACAUUGGAAAAGACAAAAGUUAAUAUUUCCAGCAUUUUUCAACUGAGCAAGUUACUAGCAUUCUUAAAUGAUUUAAAAACCAAAAAAGAAGAAUGUAAUCAGAGAAUAGCACUUUUAAAAAAAGUUGAACAGUUAUUAAAAUGUUCACAUUGGAUUUUUGAUGAUGAUUUUAUAUAUGUUAUUCAAUUGGAGAAUGAUUUUGUUUCCCUAUACGAUAUGCUUUCGCUUAAAGAUAAUAUUUUAGAAGAAAAUAAAAUGACGAUUAUCAAUCUCUUUGAAUCCAAAUCAAAGGGGUUGACCCUUGAAAUUGAAGAACUCUACAAAAAUUGGAAUCAAAAUAAGCCCAUUGGAGUGGAUGAAGAUUCAAAAUCUGCACUAAAAAUUUUAGCUCAUUUUGAAGAUGCUUCGAGUAAGUUAUUCAAUUCUGUAGUCAUGGUGGAAAGCAGUUCAAAAACAUUUUCACUACCCAUUUCAAUAAAUGUUAACUGUAUAUAUAGUUUGAAUGAAGAAUUGCAAAAUAUGAAAACCGUGUGGACUGUAAUUGAUCAUAUGUGUAAGACACUUGAUAAUUUAUUAAAACUAUCGUGGAAGGGGGUAGAUAUGCUUGAAAUUAAUACCAAGUUGUCCCAAAUGACUGAUUUGUCCGGUAAAGCAACAAGCAAAAUUUUACAAUACCAUAUUUAUCAAAGCAUUUUAGAUAAAAUUGGUACAUUACAAGAAAACCUUCAAUUUCUGUCGGAAUUAAAGGAUGCACCCAUCAAGCCUCGACAUUGGAAACAAUUGCUACCAGCUGUGGAGGAACGUUUGAUUGAAAGUGAAACUUUUACAUUAAAUGAUAUACUAAGUACUUCAAUUACUAAAGCAACAGUUACCACCAUAAUAAGCAAAGCACAAGCAGAAAUGAUUUUGGAAGAAUCUUUAAGUGAGAUUGAAACACAUUGGAAAGAACAAACGUUUGAAGUUUUGAAUAAGAAUGAUUUAUUGUUUUUAAAGAACUGGAAACACAUUAUUGAGCUAUGUAAUGAAGAUAUCGACACUUUGAACUCUAUGAAAGCUUCUAUUUACUAUAAAAUAUUUGAAACAGAUGCUACUGAUUGGGAACAUAAAUUAGCCAGCUUGAAAGAAAUAUUUAGUUACUGGAUCGAAGCUCAAAGUUCAUGGGCUUAUUUAGAAGGACUUUUAAUUGAGAAUAAAGAUAUCAAGAAAACACUUCCCUUUGAAUCAUCAAAAUUUAUGGGCGUUACUGUGGAAUUCAAAGCAUUUGUUUCAAAAGUGAUUAAUUAUCACCAUGUCAUUGAUAUUUUGGCAGUGGAAAACUGUUCUCAAUUUUUUAAAAGAGUGUGUCAUUCUUUAUCCAAAGUGAAAAAAUCGCUGAACGAAUUUUUAGAUUGCCAAAGAGCUUUGUUUCCCAGAUUUUACUUUGUUGGUAACGAAGACUUGCUACAUAUAAUUGGUUCCGGUUCGAACCUAUAUCAAAUUUCAAAAUAUAUUGGUAAAAUGUUUUCAAGUAUUCGUAGUAUAAUAUUUGAAAACAGCAUAAUCGUGGGGUUCGAUUCUAUUGAUGGUGAAGUAGUUACUUUUUUACACGCUCUUGAUGUUGCGGAAAGACCCAUCCAUAUUUGGAUGAAAGAUUUUGCUGAUCAAAUAAAAUCUACUUUGUUUGGUUUGUUAAAGAAACAUUUCAAUAUAAAUUUUAAUAACAUAUCGACCAAUUUAGUUUCCCGAAUUCCGUUUCAGAUUUUACUACUGAUUUCUCAAAUUAAUUUUACUGAAAAGUUUGGAAAAUUAAGAGAAAAUUCAUUUAAAGAUGCGACAGUGCUUUUGAUUGAAAUAAAAUCUAUAAUUUCACAUUUAAAUUUAUUGAGCGCAACUUCAGAAAAAAUUACAAGAAAAAAAUUGGAAGGGUUAAUCAUUGAGUUUAUUCACUUUAAAAACACUUUGGAAUCGCUCAAUAGCAAUAAUACAAAACUAACCUGGAAUAAUUUUCAGAAAUUUUACUUAAAAUCUGACAGGGUUGAAAUCGUGCAGAAUGAGAUUGCUUAUGCAUAUGGCUUUGAAUAUAUUGGUAUUCCAGAGAGAUUAGUAUACACUCCAUUGCUUAACACUUGUUUUAUAUCGUUCUUGACCGCUUUGAAACAGGGUUUAGGGAGCUCUCCUUUUGGUCCUGCUGGUACGGGUAAGACCGAAACCAUUAAAGCUCUUGGUCAAAAUAUGGGAAAGAUGGUAGUUGUUUUUAAUUGUGACGAGGUAUUUGAUUAUCAAUCAAUGAAUCGUUUAUUAUCUGGUGUUUCUAGAAUUGGUGCCUGGGGUUGUUUUGAUGAAUUUAAUAGGCUAGAUGAAAAAAUUUUAAGUGCUAUCUCUUCAGAUAUUGAGACUAUUCAGAAUUGUAUAAAUUCAAAAAAAACCCCCAAUUCGACUAUUCAAAAAGGCAUUAAAAUACAUAAUGAUACGGCCAUUUUUAUUACGAUGAAUCCACACUAUUCUGACAGGGUUACUUUGCCAGAAAAUUUAAAGAAAAUGUUUCGUGCAUUUUCUAUGGAAAGUGCUGAUAUUGUUGUUAUUCUUGAGGUGCUUUUGACAAUUCUAGGGAUCACCAACUCUUUCAACAUUUCGAUAAGAAUACAUGAAUUUUUCACUCUUUUAAAGACAAAAUUGUCUUCUCAAUACCACUAUAAUUUUGGCUUGCGUACCUUGAAAUCUAUAAUAAGGAAGUGCAGUCAACUGAAAUCAACGGGUAUCAAACUUGACGAAAAUCUUCUAUUACAGUGCAUUUCACAACAAGUUGAACCAAUUUUAAUUAAUAGCGAUUUAUGUAUAUUCAAAGAACUUUUUACCCACGUAUUUGGUGAUUUUGCUAUUCCUAUGUUUGAUGCAAAUAUAGAAGGGAAAUUUGAAGCUAAUCUAGUAUCUAAAGGGUAUGUUCCCUCAUUGAAUUUGUUAACCAAAUGUAAAGAGUUUUGGAAUAUGCUAUCUUCUAAUCAGGCUAUUAUUCUUAACGGGGAAGCAGGAUGUGGGAAAACAACAAUUUGGGAAACUGUUAAAAGUACUUUUGAAGAAGUUGAAAAAACAACAAUAGCAGCACAUAUUAUUGAUACCAAAACUUUAACCAAAGAGGAAUUGUAUGGUUCAUUGGAUAGUGUUACUUUCGAAUGGACUGAUGGGAUAUUCACCAAUAUAUUAAGAAAAAUUAAUGAUCCUGAUCUGCCUUCUUUUGACAAGCAUAAUUGGAUUAUAUUUGAUAGUGAUCUGGAUCCUACUUAUGUUGAAACACUAAAUAGUGUUUUGGAUGAUAACAAAGUUUUCACUUUACCUAACGGGGAGCGUCUAAAUAUACCUGAAACAUUGAGUAUUAUUUUUGAGAUAGAUAAUAUCAACCACGCUACGCAAGCUACUAUCAGUAGAUGUAAUGUUAUUUGGGUUUCUGAUUAUUUGGUCACUUUGCAUGAAUUAUUCUCAUCAAAAUUGAAAAAAAUUACAGAGCCAUACAAAACGACUAAUCCAAAGGAGGUGUCGUAUUUCAAAGACUGUAUUUUGACUAAAUUAUUUACAUUACCCAUUUUUAAUAAUGUUUGUGUUCAAUACAAAAAGUUACAGCACAUAAUGGGGGAAAGUGGAAUAAGAAACGUGUCAACGUUAUGUGUUAUGUGUGGAUUUAUUUUGGAGGACCUAAUUAGAAAAGAAAUUAAACAACCAGUGUUUGAAAUAUACAUUAAAAGAAGAUUUCUAUUAUGUAUACUUUGGUCAUUUUCAGGAGAUUGCUCUUUAAAAGACAGAUUUGCCUUUUCAAAAUAUCUAGUUCAAGAAUUCAAUGAAACUGGACUUGAUGACAACAAUAUGCUCGAUUACACGGUCUCUCCGGUCGAUGGUAGUUUUACCCUAAUCGAUGUCCCACAAACUGAUAUAGGACCUGAAUAUAUUAAUAGGACAGAUUUGGUCAUUCCGACUAUAGACACCAUUCGACAUGAAAAUCUAGUCUACCGAUUUCUGAACUCUGGGAAAUCAUUUAUUUUAUGUGGUCCACCUGGCUCUGGUAAAACAAUGUCCAUUUACAACUCGUUAAAAAAAUUGACCAACUUGGAGAUAAUAGCUAUGAAUUUUUCAAAAGAUAUAACAAUUAAACAGUUUUUAGUGACAAUCGAGCAAUACUGUAAUUAUAAUACAACUGCUGAUGGAUACAUUUUAUUGCCCAAAUCCUUUGGCAAGAAAUUGGUGGUUUUUUGUGAUGAAAUUAACUUACCAAAGAUUGAUCAAUACCGGUCGCAGCCAUUGAUUCUAUUCCUCAGAGAAUUGAUUGAAAAGGGUGGUUUUUGGAAUAGCAAAUUGAAAUCUUGGGUUCAAUUGCAAAAUAUUAGUGUUAUAGGCGCCUGCAAUCCACCAGAAGAUGUUGGUAGGAAUGAGUUGGCUCCGAGAUUUCUAAGACACCUUUCUGUUUUUAUGGUGGAUUACCCUAGCAAAACGUCUUUAUACCAGAUCUAUUCCACUUUUUACAGAUCAAUAUUUAAAAGUAUUCCAGGAUUUGGCGAUUAUUCCAAGGAAUUAACACAAGCCUCGAUUGACAUUUAUCUGGCAUGCAAAGAGGAAUUUACCAUAGCUAAGCAUGCACACUACAUUUUCUCCCCAAGAGAGUUAACCAGAUGGGUCAAAGGCAUGCAUGGCACUGUAUGUGGUCGCUACAACAUAGACUUGCCAUUUUUCUCAAGUCUAUGGGUUUAUGAGUGUUUACGAAUUUUUUCAGAUAGAUUGGUUACAAAGAGGGAUAAAAUCCGUUUUAAGAAAAUCGUACAAGACACAAUAAACGUGUAUUUCCCUACGCUAUUUCAACAAAAUUUUAAUAUGGAUUCUUUAUGUUUUUGUAACUUACUUUCAACUGAUUAUGAACAGGUGGAUAAAACUAUUUUGAGGAAUUUCCUGGUUGAGCGCUUAAAAACUUUUAGCGAGGAAGAAUUAGAUAUUGAACUCUUUGUUUAUGAUGACAUGGUUGACCAUAUAUUGAGGAUAGAUAGGGUUUUGAAGCAAAUCCAAGGUCAUAUGAUGUUAGUUGGUCCAAGAAAAAUAGGCAAAACAACAUUGGUUAAAUUUGUGUCUUGGAUUAAUGGUUUAAAAGUUUUGCAACCGAUAAUACAUCGUAACUACACUUCAGCCGACUUUGACGAUUUUUUACGAGAUGUUCUUUUUCAAGUUAGUGUACGUGAUGAACGCAUAUGUCUAGUCAUUGAUCAAUCGAACAUAUUGGAAGCGGCUUUUUUAGAAAGAAUGAACACUUUAUUAGCAAAUUCUGAAGUUCCUGGAUUAUUUGAGGGGCACGAAAGGGAGAAACUUUUUACAGAAAUUGCCAGGAAAUCUCAAGAAUUUGGAUUACUUUUGGAUUCUGAUGAUGACUUGUAUGAUUGGUUUAAAACGAAAAUAGCCAAAAAUCUUCACGUUAUAUUUACAAUUAAUGAUCCUUUUGAUACUGGUUCUGCCGCGUUAAUUACCUCACCCGCUCUGUUUAAUAGAUGUGUACUAAAUUGGAUGGGUGAGUGGAGUGCAGCUACCAUGAAGGAAGUUUCUAGGCAGGUGAUUGCCUAUGUGCCAUUAAAUGAAAGUAUAUAUGAAGCGCCUAGUGACGAAGUUUUAAAUGGAUUACCAAUACCAACUGCCAGAAAUGUAAAAGAGAUUGUUGCUAAUGCGUUUAUCUUUAUUCACAAGGAUUAUUUUUCUUUGUUUCAAGAAGAUAGUAGCAAAUCACAGCAAUCACCAGGUUUAUUUUUGGACAAUUUGAAAACCUUUAAGGCCAUAUAUAUUAGGAAGCAAAAUGAGCUUGAGGAUAGACAAAGAUUUAUAGGCAUUGGAUUAGAUAAAUUAAAAGAAUCUGUUUUAAUUGUGAAGAAAUUAAACAGGGAAUUAUCUGAAAAAAGGGAGCGUUUGGAGAGGAAGGAUGCAGAAGCGAGACUAACUUUGGAUCAAAUGUUGGUGGACCAAAAUGAAGCUGAACGUAAACAGGAAGCAUCUAUAGAGAUUCAAAAGUUGUUGGGUAUUCAAAAGGGGGAAAUCAAACAGAGAAAGGACUCUGUCAUGAAGGAAUUGGCUGAGGUUGAGCCACUUGUUGUAGAAGCACAACUAGGUGUUAAGAAUAUAAAAAAACAACAGCUAAUUGAAAUUAGAUCAAUGAGCAAUCCACCCACCAUGGUCAAAACUACCAUGGAGGCUGUUUGUAUAAUUUUGGGUUAUAAUGUUGAGGAUUGGAAAGAUAUCCAACAAAUUAUUCGUAGUGAUAACUUUAUUAUUAACAUCAUUAAUUUUAGUGUUAGUCAUGUUUUAUCUGCUUCAACGAAAAAAGUGAUAUAUGAGAAAUUUUUGAACAACAAUGUCUUUACCUAUGAAGCAGUAAAGCAUGCAAGUAAAGCAUGUGGACCGUUAUAUCAAUGGGUUGUUGCGCAGGCCAAGUAUUCAGAAAUCCAAUCCAAAUUGGAGCCUUUAAGAAUUGAGAUGGAAAAAAUUAAAGAAGAUUCUAUCCAGACCACUGCUAGACUACUAGCCAUUGAGGAGAUGAUUAAAGAAUUGGCUGUAAAGUUAGAUGAUGCCAAGAACAAAUAUAGCUCAUUAAUUCGUGAUGUGGAAAUAGUCAAGACAGAGAUGAGUGUAGUAGAGAAUAAAUUGAAAAGAUCUGUUAAAUUAAUUGAAAAUUUGAGAUCAGAAGGAUCUAGGUGGUCAUCAAACACGGAGCAGUUUGAAAAGGAAUGGUGUAAUAUGUUGGGCAAUUGUUUAUUAUCGUCGUCUUAUAACACUUAUGCCGGAUACCAUGAUCAAAAGCAACGUUUACUAAUUAUCAAGGAUAUCAUGAGAUUGUUGAAACAUUUAAAUGUUGGUUACGAUUUAGCUUAUACUUACAACAAUUACAUGGUGGAUUCUGCAACCAGAGCGGAAUGGGUUAAUAAGCACGGUUUAAGAGAUGAUGACUUAUCUGUAGAAAAUUUCCAUUUAGUUACAACGUCAGAAAAGGUACCUUUUAUUAUAGAUCCUGAUUCAGCAUGUGUUUCUGCUUUGCAAUCCUUUUAUGGGAAUUGCUUUUGUUUAAGUUUUUUGGAUCCAGGUUAUAUCAAACAGGUGGAAAAUGUUUUAAGAUUUGGUGGAUGUUUAAUAUUAAAGGAUGCCGAAUUUUAUGAUCCAAUAAUUUCCAAGUUAAUUGAUAAAGAUUAUGAUACGUCUAGUAGCAGGACAGUUGUACGACUUGGGAAAAAUAUGGUUGAUGUUUCCAGUAACUUUAAACUAAUCCUAUUCACUAAAGAUCCUAGGGUGGCACUUCCUGAGUUUUGGGGAGAAAGGACUAAGAUAGUGAAUUACACGGUUGGUAAAGGUAAUAUUGAAACUCAAAUUCUAGAUUUGACUUUGGCAAAUGAAACGCCUAAAAUUCAAGGCGAAAGAAAGGAGUUGUUGAAAUUAAAUGGUGAAUAUAAAUCCAGAUUAAGAUGUUUGGAAAGACAGUUAUUAGAACAAUUGAAUAAUAGUGGGGACGGGAAUAUUUUGGAGAAUGACGAACUAAUUACAACAUUGGAAACGAUUAAGGAAAAUGCUGAGGAGAUUGAGAGCAAAAUGGGAAGGACGGAAGAGGUUAUUGAAAACUUGGAAAGUACCAUUGACAAAUAUUAUGUUAUAUCUGAUGUUUGUUCCAAGAUCUACCAAGUUUUAGAAAACAUGGAAAGCUUGCAUUGGUUUUAUAAGGUGUCUGUUAACCAAUUCAUCAGCUAUUGCAGAUUGAUGUUUCAAAUUGAACCAUUUGAUGAACAAACCCAGCACGAUAGAGUUUUAUUUUUAGUCAAUAGCGUUUUGAAGGUAAUUUUCAAAAAAUUUUCAAAGUUAUUUAUUCAAAGAGAUAAGUAUAUAUUUGGUAUGUUGUUGGUAAAAAUUUUGCUAGAUAUCCAGCCAAAUCAAUAUACUAUCAGUUUUGAUAAACUUAUGGAGUCUUUUGGUGUUAAAAGUCUGGAUAAAAUAAAGGGGCUUAUUGGUGAGUAUUUGCAAAUCACUUCUAGUGAGGAGAAUGAAGCUACUGAUUUUGAUUUUGAAAUGAAUGAGUAUAUUAUAGCGUCUGAACAUGGUUUGGAUGGUAGUUUUAAAGUGGCUCAAUACGCCCAAGUAUGUGGAAUGGAUUUGAAAGUAAUUUCUUUAGGUUCAAAAGAGUCUACUGUUAAUGCUGAAGUUGAAUUAGAGAGAUUGAAUGGAAAUAAGGGAAAUAAGGCAGACUGGCUACUACUACUACAAAACCUGGAGAUGUCUUCAGAAUGGGUAGAAACUAAAUUGUUGCAAAAAAUUAACAACAACAAGGGUAAGCUUUUCAUGACAUGUUGUUUAGACAAUAUUGCCAACAAUAACAGUAGUCGUACUUCAAUACCCACUACUUUGUUGUUAAAAAGUGACAAAACAUGUUAUGAAGAUAAUCCGAGUGUAUUUGGUGUAUUAAACGACAUUUGGUUCGGCAAUUAUAUUGAUAAAUGUGAUUUUGAACAACGUUAUCCUAUUGAAUUAAUACAUUGUUUUUUUUUGCUCGCAUGGUUUCACUCAUUGUCUUCUGUUCGUUGUAAAAAAUAUAGCUCAAUUAAAUCGCGGAACUCCAGAUAUGAAAACAUAGACGAAACCGAUUUUAAAUUUAUGGUCAAUUAUUUAACACAAAUCUUUCAGGAUGUAUCAAAGAAAAAUAUUGACAUAGACAAUGAUAUACCAUGGGAUGUUCUGCGUUAUUUAAUUGUUGAAAUAGUAUAUGGGGGGAAAUUCAUUAAAGCUAGUGGACGGGGCGGCGAUAAAGAUAUUUUGGAAUAUAUCACUAGUCUAAGUAAAAGAUUAUUCAAUGCUUCAAGCUUCAAACCAGAUUUUGAAUUGAUCGAGAAUACCGAGCUCAUAGCGCCAUUGAAUAAAACCACGUUUGCCAGUUAUGAUAAAUGGAUCAAGGAUGCCAAAAGGGAAGAUAAAGCAAGCUGGUUUGGGCUAUCGCCUGAUGCUACUGGAAAGUUAGAUGAGGAGUUGUGUGCCGUUAUCCUAAAGAAAAUUGACUCUUUGAAAUGA
Saccharomycodes ludwigii is the source of this 12246-nucleotide messenger RNA. RefSeq names its product dynein heavy chain (gene DYN1). Gene Ontology annotation, biological process: microtubule-based movement. Gene Ontology annotation, molecular function: dynein intermediate chain binding; minus-end-directed microtubule motor activity; dynein light intermediate chain binding. NCBI's taxonomy places the organism in Eukaryota, Fungi, Ascomycota, Saccharomycetes, Saccharomycodales, Saccharomycodaceae. Gene Ontology annotation, cellular component: dynein complex. The transcript has a single exon. The record is from RefSeq and is a predicted model, not a curated record. Bases 1 to 12246 code for a protein of 4081 amino acids.